Acipenser ruthenus (sterlet) is the source of this 804-nucleotide messenger RNA. Its product is annotated as C-C motif chemokine 20-like. NCBI's taxonomy places the organism in Eukaryota, Metazoa, Chordata, Actinopteri, Acipenseriformes, Acipenseridae. The record is from RefSeq and is a predicted model, not a curated record. The transcript has 4 exons. The coding region runs from base 112 to 396 and encodes 94 amino acids. Gene Ontology annotation, biological process: cellular response to type II interferon; cellular response to tumor necrosis factor; chemokine-mediated signaling pathway. Gene Ontology annotation, molecular function: CCR chemokine receptor binding; chemokine activity. Gene Ontology annotation, cellular component: extracellular region.
UUUAGUGACCUAACACCUCUCAUUAUUCUAGCCUAUAUAAAACAAGACAUCUGCAGAUGUAGUUAGACAAAGAUUUUACAACUUUAAUCAUUUACUGCAGAAAUUCAUAAGAUGAGUUGCAAUCUUUUUGCUGUUUUUCUAAUGUUGCUGUUGGCUUUUUUCUAUAUUGAUCAUGCAGCUGCAAGGGAUCACAACUGUUGCCUUGCCUAUUCCAAAAAGCCAUUGCCAAGCAGUCGGAUAAAAGGCUACACAAUACAGACCAACAAAAAUUCAUGCAACAUUGAAGCAGUAAUUUUCCAUACAAUCAAAAACAAACAUGUUUGUGCAAACCCAAGAGAUAAAUGGGUGUUGAACAGAAUCCAGCAUCUGAAGGUUGAAGUGGAAAGAAUGUCUUAAAGAAAAUAUGCACUUUACAGUCAACAAGAAAGGAAAUGAUACUUGCAAUACAAAAUGUAUUUUAAGUUUCAAAAUGUUGAAUAUAGUAUACACAUUUUAUACAUUUCUAUUUUUAUAUCCAUUAUUUUUUUAAGCAAUAAUAAAAAAAAGUCCCACAGUAGUUUGAAAUAGCACCCCCAGACCUAAAGGUUUUACUAAACUGUGAUUUUGUAUUUUUUUUUUAUGUUACUUUAAAAGUUUUAGUAAACUGUGACUUCUACAUGCUCUGUUACUGUUACAACAACUUUCGACUCAUUCUAUUAUUGUAAAUUAGUGGGUUAAUCCGUGUAAAUUGAUUAUGAUUGUGCACUACUUAAUUCUUAAAAUAUUGUGAAAUUAUAUUAUUAUAGUUUUGUAUGUUGUCAUAAA